Messenger RNA from Loa loa (African eye worm), 747 nucleotides. RefSeq names its product aminomethyltransferase. Bases 1 to 741 code for a protein of 246 amino acids. Gene Ontology annotation, cellular component: mitochondrial matrix. Gene Ontology annotation, molecular function: protein binding. The record is from RefSeq and is a predicted model, not a curated record. Lineage: Eukaryota; Metazoa; Nematoda; Chromadorea; Rhabditida; Onchocercidae. The transcript is spliced from 5 exons.
AUGCUAAGGAUCGUUCCGCAAGUCGCAGAUGGCCGUGCACAGUAUGCUUUGCUACUCAACAGCCGUGGCCGUAUUGUGGAAGAUUUGAUUUUGUAUCGACAAGCAGGUGAAAUUUUAAUUGAAAGUGAUCGAAAUAACCAAUCGAAAUUGCGGAAAUUGUUUGAAAUGUUCAAAGUGCACAAAGAUGUGACAAUCGAAGAAGAAACAGAAAGCUGUGUUUAUCAUACUGACAGCAUAACGAAUGAUAUUCCUGGCAUUCAAGAUCCACGAGUGCCAUCCUUUGGUAAACGUAUUCUUAGCAAAAUUCUGCCAGAUGAUCAAACAGUAGACGAGCAUGCAUACCGAGAAAGACGUUUUAAUUUUGGUAUACCAGAAGGACCGAGUGAAUUAGCUGGUGAACUUCCACUAUUCAUGAAUGCCGAUAUUAUGAAUGGCGUAAGUGCUAAUAAAGGAUGUUACUUAGGACAGGAAUUGACAGCCCGUGCGUUAAACGCACCAGAAAUACGGAAGCGCCUUUUGCCUUUCACAUGCAGAGGUAUGGUUACUGGCUCAUUAGUUAACAGCGAAGGACGGCGUGCUGGAAAGGUGAUCGCGUGCACCGGGAAGAAAGGUCUGGCUUUGGUUCCUAUUUCACGGAAUACUUCACCAACGCAUUUUCAGUCGAUGAAUGAAGAUAUUGAAAUCUUCCUACCUCCUUGGUGGCCGGCUGACCCUUUCAGUGUUUCAUCCCGGUCAUUAUGAAAACCC